UUCCUGGUUACCCUGCAACUGUUGUUAACAGUUCAACAUACUUGUAUUUGGAGAAGUAGGAAUGUGAAUUGUAGUCCUAAACUACUGGAGAGAGGACGAUGGAGGACUUCAGACGGACGUUCGUGCGCCUGUGCAAGGAGAGUGGCAUGGAGCCCCAGGAGUCUGUGCUGACCCAGCUGCACGAGGCCUGCGGCGUGGCGUCCGGCACGGGCACCUCCACCAGGCUGGACCUGAGUGGGCACAGCCUCUCCGCCGACACCUGUGCCGUCCUGGGCCGGGCGCUGAGCAACGACACGGCCCUCACGGAGGUGGUGCUCAGUGACUGCAUGCUCAGCGAGGAGGGUGCCAAGCUCCUGAUUAGCGGCCUGUGCUGCAACGCCACAAUCAGGCUCCUUGAUCUGAAGGGAAACAACCUGAGAGGCUCUGGGGCCGAGGCACUGGGCAAGCUGCUGGUCCGGAACAAGACGAUCCGCAGGCUGGUCCUGGAGUGGAAUGCCCUGGGCAUGUGGGACGAAGGCUUCUCCAUAUUCUGUGAGGGCUUGGCCACCAACUGCCACCUGACACAGCUGGACCUGCGCAAUAACCAGAUCAACCACCAGGGGGCGGCCGAGCUCGCCAUGGUGCUCAAGAGGAACAGUGUCCUGCAGGAGCUUGACCUGCGGUGGAACAACAUUGGCCUGCUGGGAGGCCGGGCUCUUCUGGAGGGUCUGCAGCAGAACCGGACUCUUUUCCGCCUGGAGAUGGCUGGGAACAAUGUGCCUAGUGACACAAUCAAAGCCUUGGAUCAGGCCAUCAAUCACAACGCUGACCGGCUCAACACGCUCAGGGAGAGCCGCAGCAAAACCACAGUGCUCAGCAAGGAGAUCCAGAUCCUGAAGGGGGAAAAGAACCGGCAGUAUAUGAGUCUGAUGGAAACCAUUGACAAGCAGAGGGAUGAGAUGGGCCGAAGCAGCAGGAACACAACGUUGCGUGUCGGGCAGCUACAGGAGGCUCUGAAUGAGAAGAAGUCUGCCGUUAACUCGCUCACAGCAAAGUAAGAUCACGAUACAGCCAGUGCAGU
This is a messenger RNA of Alosa alosa (allis shad), 1060 nucleotides long. RefSeq names its product leucine rich repeat containing 45 (gene lrrc45). Gene Ontology annotation, cellular component: centrosome. The transcript has 9 exons. The record is from RefSeq and is a predicted model, not a curated record. Gene Ontology annotation, molecular function: protein binding. NCBI's taxonomy places the organism in Eukaryota, Metazoa, Chordata, Actinopteri, Clupeiformes, Clupeidae. Bases 99 to 1037 code for a protein of 312 amino acids.